Alnus glutinosa is the source of this 1421-nucleotide messenger RNA. RefSeq names its product tubby-like F-box protein 5. The transcript has 5 exons. The record is from RefSeq and is a predicted model, not a curated record. NCBI's taxonomy places the organism in Eukaryota, Viridiplantae, Streptophyta, Magnoliopsida, Fagales, Betulaceae. The coding region runs from base 76 to 1218 and encodes 380 amino acids. Gene Ontology annotation, molecular function: protein binding.
ACUGACCUCAAUCAUCUUCUGUGAUUCGUACAAAAACUAACCACCCAGAGCUUUAGGUCCAGCAGAUCAUUCACUAUGGACAUAUCAAGAAGAAGACACACGCAUCAAUACCAUGGAAAGUCCCAUGUUGCAGCAGAAUGUGGGACGACUCUGUUUUCGACGUGUUCAUCCUCUGCCUCGGCGACGGCAUCAUUGGUUCAGCAAAGGCGCCGGUGGGCGAACAUGCCACCUGAGCUGCUUCAUGAUAUAAUCCAACGCGUGGAAGCGAGCCAGACCACCUGGCCUACCCGCAGGGACGUUGUCGCUUGUGCGUUGGUUUGCCGGUCAUGGAGGAAGAUCACCAAGGAGAUCGUCAAGACUCCCGAGCAAUGUAGGUCGCUCACCUUCCCUAUCUCACUCAAGCAGCCGGGGCCAAGAGACGCUCCAAUCCAGUGCUUUAUUAGAAGGGAAAGGGCGACUUCUACCUUUCAUCUGUAUCUUGGUCUGAGCCCUGCUCUGUUUGGGGGUACGAGUAAAUUGUUGUUGGCAGCAAGAAAGAUCAGAAGGGCAACAAGUACAGAUUUUGUGAUAUCCUUGGUGGCAGAUGAUUUCUCUCGAGCAAGCAAUACCUAUGUUGGAAAGCUGAGGUCUAAUUUCUUGGGAACCAAGUUUACCGUCUAUGACAGUCAGCCUCGACAGGACACAUCAAUCCAACCAAAUUGUAAGUCGCAUAGAAGAAUCUACCCAAAACAGUUGUCUCCAAGGGUAUCUGUUUGUAACUACAGUGUGGCCACCAUUUCUUAUGAGCUCAACGUUUUCCGUACCAGAGGUCCAAGGAGAAUGCAAUGCACCAUUCACUCAAUCCCCAUCUCUGCAAUUCAAGAAGGUGGCACUGCCCCUACUCCAAUGGAGUUCACGAAUUUCCAUGAAUCAACCCCAAGCACAAGCGAUCAUCCUCUGAUUCUGAAAAACAAAGCUCCUAGAUGGCAUGAGCAGCUGCAGUGUUGGUGCCUAAAUUUCAAAGGACGUGUUACAGUAGCCUCCGUGAAGAAUUUCCUGCUGGUGGCAGCUGCAGAGCCUUACCAGUAUGUUUCAGUGACAGAACAGGAUAAAGUAAUUCUACAAUUUGGUAAAAUUGGGAAAGACAUUUUUACCAUGGAUUACCGAUAUCCUCUCUCUGCCUUCCAAGCCUUCGCAAUCUGCUUGAGCAGCUUUGACACUAAACCGGCUUGUGAAUGAUCAGUUUCCUUCUUCUUCUUCUUCUUCUUCUUUUCACAGUGGCCUAUUAUCAUGCUAGUCUUCCCUGAAGUUAAUUGUAAAUAUUCUCUAAAGGAAGAACCUUAGGUUUUACCUUAUUGGCGAUAACUGCAAAAAUAUUUAGCUGUAGAAAGGUAGCUCUAUGUCUCUGUCCCCAAACAUGUAACUUGAUCACUUGUAGGGAA